This is a messenger RNA of Aureobasidium namibiae CBS 147.97, 408 nucleotides long. RefSeq lists its product as uncharacterized. Lineage: Eukaryota; Fungi; Ascomycota; Dothideomycetes; Dothideales; Saccotheciaceae. The coding region runs from base 1 to 408 and encodes 135 amino acids. The transcript is spliced from 3 exons. The record is from RefSeq and is a predicted model, not a curated record.
AUGUCUAUUUUAAACUCCGCAGACGACCACCUCUUCGCUAUCACUGCUGCUGUCCAGAUGAACUACGAUCAGGCUGGCGCUGCGGACCCCGGCAUGACCCACGAAAAGGCAUUCGAAACUGGAAAGAGUGUUGGACUUCUCAUUGCCGGAGCUAGUAUGGCUGGCCGCAACAUGAUGGCUGUCAACGAGCAUCUCAGAGCCCGUCAGAACGAGGGUGACAGCGUGAUGCAGCUGUGCCGCGACUACAAGCUUCGCUCGCCCAGCUUCGAUGCACCCAUGCUCGAGAUCAUCGACAGACUCCAGAAAUUGCUCGACAAGGACAGCGACUUCCUCAAUGCUCAGAACACACUUCACGGAAAGGAGUUCACGGAGGGCAGCGCCAAGUUGGUCGCCAUGAAGAAGAAGUAG